GGAAAAGCAAAAGCGACAUUCGUCUGAAAAUCCAAAGACCUCCUCAGCGAUUUACGUUGUUGUCUGAAAGAUUGGUUUCCUAUUCCCCCCAAUUCAGCUUUCAACAUAUUCUUCUCUAAAUCGGUCGUUUCUUAACAAUGGUUAGAUUGCAUACAAACAUUGACCAAGUGUAAUUGUGUGCAUAUUUGGUGAAACGAUGAGCUGGAGGAGAGUUUUCAAGUCUUUUCAAGUGGUGGUGGCGCAUGGCUUGCUUUUCUCCUUCUCUGUUAUUCUCUCUCUCAAGCUCGAUCAUGCUGUUAACUACUCUUGGUGGUUGGUUUUCUCUCCUAUCUGGUUAUUUCAUGCAGUUGUGGCAAGAGGCAGAUUCUCCCUACCUGCCCCAUCUAUGCCUCACGGUCGCAAUUGGGCGCCUUUUCAUGCCGUUGCGGCGGCUCCGUUGCUUAUUGCUUUCGAACUUCUCCUCUGUGUACAUCUUGAGGAAAGAUAUGCUGUAAAUUUGAAGAUUGUGUUUCUGCCUCUGCUAGCUCUAGAGGUUGCAAUUUUGGUUGAUAACAUUAGGAUGUGUAGGGCCCUUAUGCCUGGAGACGAUGAUAAUAUAAGUGAUGAAGCUAUAUGGGAGACUCUCCCACACUUUUGGGUUUCCAUCUCAAUGGUCUUCUUCAUUGCCGCAACAACAUUUACGCUUCUGAAACUAUGUGGUGAUGUCGAUGCUCUUGGUUGGUGGGAUCUGUUCAUAAAUUACGGGGUUGCAGAGUGCUUUGCAUUCCUUAUUUGCACCAAGUGGUAUAAUCCUGCAAUUCAUAGACGUUCACAUCUUACAGCAGCAGCAGCAUCAGCAUCUUCGUCAAGUAUCAGGUCUUAUACCUGGAGUAACGGUGUCUUGGUACCCCCCGACGAAGAAAAUCAAGAAACCACGAUGUGCAGCUUUCAAGACAUUGGUGGGCAUAUCAUGAAAAUUCCUUUGAUUGGUUUCCAAGUCAUACUCUUCAUGUACUUGGAGGGAACUCCUCCUGGUGUUAGAAAUAUCCCCAUUCUGCUUUUGUUUUCUCCUCUUCUUUUGCUGCAAGGAGCUGGAUUUUUCUUCGCCGUGUAUAGAUUCUUUGAGAAAAUCUCCCUCUUACUUAAUGAUGAAGCUGUAACGGGAAGCAGCUUCAGAUUACCCGCUACUGCUUAUGACUAUAUGGGCUUUCUGCAUCGUGGAUCAAGAUUACUGGGAUGGUGGUCGAUUGAUGAAGGAAGCCGUGAAGAGCAAGCUCGGUUGUAUUCUUCAUGGGAUUCAGGGUACGAUACCUUCUCACCUGAUACUGUCAAGAAAAUGCCCAAGUCUGAGCUUGCUAAGGAGAUAUGGAGGCUUCAAUCAGCACUCGUUUCACAAACAGAAAUCACAAAUAUCAGCCAGGAGGAGUUUGAAAGACUUUUAAAUGAAAAAAUCCUGUGUCGAGUUUGCUUUGAUGAUCAAAUAAACGUAGUCCUGCUACCUUGCAGGCAUUACGUUCUUUGCAGCUCCUGCUGCGAGAAGUGCAAGAGAUGCCCUAUCUGCCGCGUGUACAUUGAAGAGCGGCUACAUGUAUAUGACGAUGUAUAGCUACUUACACCACAGGCAAGCCAGUUGUCAAAAGUGGGAUCCCUUGUAAUAAUGUGUUGUCAAAGUCGAAGACAACUGGUUCAAGUACAUGAACCUGGAGAGUGUUACAGAUCAUUAAGGUUGUCUUCAAGGCAGCUGGGGCUGUGGAGAAAACUAACUUUUUAGUCGAGAGAAAAGGACAUAUUUAGGUGUAGUACCUAAACUAGAUAGGGAGCACAGAUAUCUUAGUUCAAUAACAUGAAAAUGGGCCAUACUUUGUGUCCAAAAAGGGCUUUCCAAAACGAGGGCUGUUAUUUUUUUGUUGCAUUGAGGGCCUCCACAACCUGGGCAAUUAUUAAUACAGGUGGGGAAAAUUGUGUAAAAAAAAUCAAGAAAUUGUGAGGUUUAUCUCAUUUCAAAACAAACACCGCUGUGUGCACACUUGCAUCGGGUUUGAUCCGCAUUCUCUCUGUGCGCGC
Molecule: messenger RNA, 2043 nt
Organism: Salvia hispanica
Lineage: Eukaryota; Viridiplantae; Streptophyta; Magnoliopsida; Lamiales; Lamiaceae
Source: RefSeq, a predicted model, not a curated record